This is a messenger RNA of Bemisia tabaci, 5918 nucleotides long. RefSeq names its product activated Cdc42 kinase-like (gene Ack-like). NCBI's taxonomy places the organism in Eukaryota, Metazoa, Arthropoda, Insecta, Hemiptera, Aleyrodidae. The record is from RefSeq and is a predicted model, not a curated record. Gene Ontology annotation, molecular function: ATP binding; protein tyrosine kinase activity; protein binding. Gene Ontology annotation, biological process: protein phosphorylation.
CCAAAAAAUUCUUGAAUUUCGCCGUGUGCAAGUGUUUUCAAUUUACGAAUGCUGUGUUUUUACAAAAUCGCUUAUUUUGUACUCAAUCCUUUCAAUUUACCCUUUUUCUAGUACUGUGUCUGAAGUCAAAUUGAAAAAUGUGAUCUUUUCGUGGGCCUUUGAGUUUUUUCCUCAAGACUCUUAACUCCCCAAUUUAGCCCGAUGGAACGGUCCAAUAGUAUGACGUCCAAACGACCUGGAUUGUAUGAAUUUCUCAUCGAGGCAGAAUUGCAGCAGUAUUACGCUGGUAUCAAGAAUGAUUUGAAGGUUCAAAAUGUAUCUCAGCUCAAGUAUGUUACUGAUGAAGAUUUGCAUUCCAUUGGAAUGGCAAAGCCUGAAAUCAGAAGGUUAAAAAAGUUUUUUCAGAAGCACUUCCCUCAGAAUUAUCUCUCCAAAAUAAAAAAGAUGAUUCUUCCUAAAAAGGAAGAAGAAUGGGAGUCAAUGGUUGGGAUGCUGCCUGAAGAAGGGACUCUCGAUGGGAAACCACCAAUCAAAGUUCCGAACAAACACAUCAUUCCUGCAGACAAUAUAUUAGUAAACAAGGAAUUAGGGACAGGAGAAUUUGGUGUUGUUCAGCAAGGUGUUUGGACAAAUGAUGGAGAAAGGAUUCAAGUGGCCAUCAAGUGCUUAAGCCGUGAGCGCAUGCAAAACAAUCCGAUCGAGUUUCUCAAAGAAGCAGCCAUAAUGCACGGCAUUGAUGAUGAACAUAUCGUCCGCUUAUAUGGUGUUGUUUUGGACACCAAUGCUCUCAUGCUGGUGACUGAACUUGCACCACUCCGCUCCCUCCUUGAGUGCCUGAAGGAGCCCUCUCUACGUGCCAGUUUUCCUGUGAUAUCUUUGUGUAAUUUUGCCGUUCAAAUCUGCAGCGGGAUGCAGUACCUUGAGAUGAAGAGGUUAAUCCACCGAGACCUUGCUGCUCGCAACAUUCUAGUCUUCUCAAAGAACAAGGUGAAAAUCUCUGACUUUGGAUUGUCACGAGCACUUGGAGUUGGGAAGGACUACUACCAAACCAACUUUAAUGUCAAUUUAAAACUGCCAAUUGCCUGGUGUGCUCCGGAGUGUAUUAGUUAUCUGCGAUUCACAUCUGCUUCAGAUGUAUGGGCAUUUGGUGUUACAUUGUGGGAAAUGUUCAGCUACGGCUUUCAGCCAUGGGCAGCCCUUACCGGUCAUCAGAUAUUAGAAGCAAUAGACGAGCCUAAUCUACAGCGACUGGAGCAACCAGAGUGCUGUCCCAAAGAGUAUUACAGUGUUAUGCUAAAAUGCUGGCAACACGAUCCUAACAAACGCCCACGCUUUGUCGACCUCAUGAACAUUUUGCCAGAUUGUAAGCCUGAACAAGUCCAAGCAGUACAGGAUUCGAUAGAUGAUAAAAUGAAGAGGGACCAGUUAUCUUACAGGCAAGGCGAUGUUAUUACUGUUCUGGACAAAGGUCUAACUGGCUCAGGCAGCAAUAGCUGGAAAGGUGUUCUAAACAAUGGUAAAAGUGGUUUCUUCAACCCUGCCCAUACUGUCACAUACUUAGGAGCGAAUCUUCCUUCCAAUAAAGGUGGAGAAUUUAUGCGCGGCGAUGGUAAGAAUACGUAUUCUUCGCGUCGAAGUCGGCUACGUCCAGAUAUGAUUUCGUGCCCACAGGGUGAUGUCAAACAUACAAGUCACAUUGGUUUAGAUGGAGCUUAUUUUGGAGAUAUCUCUUUUCUUGGAGGAUCAACAAAAUAUAAUCACAUUCCUCACCAAGUUGUCAUGCCAUAUAAACAUGAAGAUAACACAGCUGAAUCAGACACUAGCUCUAUUAAAACAACCUCUGACAGAGCUCCACUUCUAACCACUGACCCUCGAAAAAUUCCUGCGAAUGAUUCUAAAUGGCUGGAUUGUGAAAAUGUGAAAAAUGUCUGUGCAGGCGCCAUCAACAGUAAAUGCUUAACUGAUCACGAAUAUCAUGAGAUCAGUGAUGAAGAAUGUGUUGCUGAGAGUCCGCGAUUUGAAAAAACUUUUGACUUUGGACCUAGUUUGCUGGAUGAAAUGAAUGCCAUGUUCCGGAAUAUUGGGACCAAUGACAUAGGAUCUCCACCUCCCUCUCCUCUAGACGUGGAUACAAAUAAGCGCAAUGAGUUACGCGAAAUUGCUGCAUCUCUGACAAAAAGCAAAAAAAAGCAAGCAACAGUGAAACCAAUUUCAGCAGCGGAUGAAAAGGCUCUUGAUUCGGCUAUUGCUUUAGCUAACGAAAUUGCAGCUUGCUCGAUGAAUGACCUCGAUAAUGGCACCUCUCAACAUGGCCCAGACUCUCCUCGCACACCAGCCUCGCCCAACAAAAGAAAAUUUUCCUUUCGUUUUCCAACACCCUUAGUCAGCGGUGCCCUAUCAAAGCACUCACAGAGAACUGAGGGUCAUACUUUCACUGAUGAAGCAGCCUCAAUUCCUGACAUUCAGAACUGUUUAAGCACAGAAGCCAAGGCAGUGUAUGAUAGCUUGAUAGAAAAGGCGGAGUUGAGUCAAGAAAAUCAGUCGCAAGCUGCUUCUACGGAAAUUGUGAACCCUUUGAAAAUGUUGAAGUGUGGACCUGUUGUGAGACCACGGGGACGGGGUAGCAAGUCUGUCACGCUCGGAAGUUUGCCCCAUGUUUUGCCCAUCAUCGGGAGUCAUCUGCCCAGAGUAUCAACCAACUUAUGUAGAAAUGAAUGUUCACAAUCUUGUGAACUGAUGGGUCAAACAAAUGAAGCUCUAGAUGAUGAUGAAGGAACUGGUGGAAAUGCAAUACCUCUUCCCCCGAGAGAUCGGUCCAGUUUGCAGCUAACUUUACCCAAGCCGCGACAUCAGAGAAAACACCCCCUUAUCAUUCCCGGUGGAGGGGUGACGAGAACAGUUGCCAAAGCCACAGCUGUGACCCCAACCAAUGAAAAUCCUCCAGAACCAGCAUACCUAGGUCUAGAGUUUGAACAGCCUCAAACAGAUAAUGGCCCCAUCUCAGCUGAGGUUCUUAACCAGUCGAAUGACUUUGAUCUUCGGAUAGCCUCAGAGCUGGAAGCUCUUGAUAACCUCCCAACAGAAACUAAUGGACUUUCUCCGGACAGCAAUGACUUGAAUGAUAUGAUGCUACGAUCAAGUGACCAUGUAUCUUGCGAGGAUUUGUUGGAGUUUGCUUGUGAUCAGCCAAAUUCAAAACGCACCAGUGGGAAAGCUCGAGGUAUCGACAGUGAUGAAGUUAGGAUCAUGCGAAAAGUCCUUGGCCUCUCAAAGGUGACAGACGAACAGUGCCUUUCCACUCUGAAUGUAGCCGAUUGGAAUGUUCACAGAGCAAUAAAGCUUGUUAAGCUUCAGUGUUUAUUAAACUCUGGAUCCUCUCUAUCUAGUCUCCCAUCAAAUCAAAUAGUUUCCUCCACUCAUCUGUCCGCACUAGAAUCAACGAAUUGGGAUGUAUCCAAAGCUGCCACACUAAUUCUCUCAAGGUUAAAGAAUUCUAAUGAUCCUAAGCCAGAAAUAAUUCUAGUGUAAAUAACUUAAAGGUGACACUUAUUUUUUUCUUUUUCAUUGAGACGUCCGCAAAGUCUUCUGUUAAAAAAUGACAGAUCAGCACCCUUUAAUAGAAAGUCUGUCAAUUUCAUGUUUGAGGCUGCAUGUUGUGUUAGGCCUUGUCCACACAAGCGCAGUUGGCGGAACUUCUGGGCAAAUUAGUUUAAGGAACUGGAGUUUCACAGAAGGAGUUACAGUUGAGUUAAAAUAAGUUCCAGGAACAAGUUCACUCAAAAUUCUGGGCCCAUGUGGACAAGGUCUUACAAACAAGUAUUGCUACAUUUUUAAACUUUAAAUUUUAUACUUUUAUUCCUAUGUGUCUUCCAAGUACAUACAAAGCCCUCUGUAGCAACAUAUAGUUGAAAAACUUUAAUUUAUGUGAAUGUGCCAUUUUCAAACAUGAUCUAUCCUUUAUACCUCUUUUUUGGAGCAAUAUUAGUUGUGACCCGGGUGCAACGAUUUUUAUAAUCAAGUUCCUUAUGCAAAACUUGAAACAGAUGCAAGCAGUAAUACAUAUUACUUUACCUGUCACUCAAGUAUUCAAUAAUUUAUUUUCUUUCUAUUGAUUUCAAAUUCUGACAAAAUUUCUUUGACUCUCAAUAGUCACUUUCAAUGAACAAAUUGCAGUUCAACCCAUGAGUCGUUUGGAUGGAGUGUUGGUGAUUUCGCCAUAUCCCUCUAUGAUGAUUCAUCAGUCUUAGACUAAAUUUGAAUGCUUGUUAGGGAAAUCACCAACACUCUUUCCAAUUGUCACUGAUCAAAACAGUCAAUAUCUACAUUUUAGUCAUAGUAACAAAAACGUAUUUUGAUCUAUAAACUAAGUGUUCCCUUAAAAGAUGAAAAAAAACUCAGGGUGUUUUUAACAAACCUCAAUUUUUACUGCACGGCCCAAUCAGUAGUUUUGGAAUCUAUAUUUUUUCAAAUUUUCUUAUAAAACAUCUUUGCACAUUAGCUCGAUUUUUUACUUGAUUUCUUGAGCCUUGAAAAAUUUGGUUACAGUUUUUACCUAUUUCUUUAAGUCGUCAGUAUUUCUGUCUUUUAUAAAUGUCAUAGCCUGAAACAUACUCUGAGGUUGAAGAAUUUUGACUUUUCUCAAAAGAAAUUUUGGUUUUUCUAGUGACUCAUUAUUUUUUAGUUAUUAUUUAUUUUUUUCUGGGGUCUCUUUAUUUUUAUACUUAUUAUUUAGCAUCAAGAGAAACUUGCCAAUCACCUGUGAAUUGAUGUAUAAUUUUCUAAUGUACAUACCCAUCAUUAAUUUGAUUUUCCGUAUAUUUUACCGUGUUUAUUCAUUAUUUUUGUAUGGAAUUACCUGUGUAUUUGUUUUGUUUUAUAGAAUCCACACAAGUUCCUUAAGUUUGUGGCAUUUACUUAGUUAAUCAAACAGAAAACCAGAAUUCUUUAUCAUGAGUGAUCGGAUCACUGCGUAACUCCCAAGUAUUUUAGUUAGACAAGUUUUAACUUGUUUCAGUUACUAUUAUGACUGUCUCAUUGCAAGCAUAUGUAAGACGUGGGUAUUUUCAUGGUUGAUAUUACAAGCAUAGCAAAGAAAUAUUUCAGAUCUUGCAUAGCAUGUUGCCUGCCAUGCUGGGACUAAUUGAUCAAGUACAAAGGUGUUAUCAUAGCACCACGUAAGGCUCAUGAGGCCACCUCCAUCACCAAAAUACUGGCGGCAAGUAAAUUAUCAGCAAUCUGAUUGUGACUUCCUGAACUUUAGACUGAGUAGAUAAUUGACGCUGGUUUUGGAGUUUUUCAAUUUUUGAUCAAAAUUUGCCCUAUUUGUGCUGGUUUUCUGGGACUUUUAAAAUAAAUUAAUAAUAACUUGUUAGCAUGCAACAUGUUCACUAUACCUACAUAAAAACCAUAGGAAUUUUAUUCCAACAGGAUUAAAUGGAUGAAUUAUCAUUCUUCUAAUACAAUUUAUGGAUAGUUGGAGUUGACCUCGACUAAAUUGUUAUAUUAUUUUCUUUUGGACGCUAAAUUAUCUUUUCUAUGGAAUAUAUAAAGCGAUGAAGCUUAAAUAUAGAAGUAAAGAAUCAAUGAAGUCAAGUUGAAAUUAAGAGGAAAAGGUGUGAAGUUAUAUUCCUCUGUGAGACUCAAUAUAAAAAAUAAAUUUGCUACCCGUCUUUUUUCAAAUCAAAAAUUUUUUCUCCAUUGAAUGUUUGAUAGGAAAGAAUAUAAGACUGGUUUAGCCAACAACUGCUCUCUACUCAAUUUAUUUUUUCAUAGAGGGUUGGUCCCUCUUUGCCGAAUUCAACCUAUCAGACAUGCUUCUUUAUUUUCGUGAAACACUUUUUAUGAUCGCAGAAUUUCCCCAGAAAGUAUUUGUCUCUUUCAUUGCAGGGACAUUGUCUAAGUGAAAACAAAAAGAUUCA